Messenger RNA from Eimeria necatrix, 1465 nucleotides. RefSeq names its product Reverse transcriptase, related. The transcript has a single exon. The record is from RefSeq and is a predicted model, not a curated record. Gene Ontology annotation, biological process: proteolysis. Gene Ontology annotation, molecular function: aspartic-type endopeptidase activity. The annotation marks the transcript as partial. Lineage: Eukaryota; Apicomplexa; Conoidasida; Eucoccidiorida; Eimeriidae.
AUGUGCGCGGUAGCGACAGGGCCGAACUCCAUUCCAGUCUCCCCGGAUUGGGGAAGGAGGUUGCUCGCGGGGAAGGAGCGGGAACGCCCCGAAGGCUCGGACGAGGGGGAAACUCAGCUACCCCCGGCCGACCAGCCCCUCGUCGAGACUACGUUGCCAAUCAAGGAAGGGUCUAGGGGUAGGGUGGACCGCAGCGGCGAGCAGAACGACGCAUCUACUGAGGGGAACCGUCCGCAGGACGCGGGCACUAAAGAACUACAAUGGUGGCGCGAGCAGGGGGUGCAGGGAGACGCCCUGCCGCAGGGGACACUGUGUAGUGUGGGUAUGACCGCCGUGCUAAGAGUCGAAGUGGCCGGAAACCAGUGUGAAGCUCUACUGGAUACUGGCGCCUCAAGGAGUUUCAUUAGCCCUGGGGCGGUAGAACGCCUGCAGCUGAGAACGCGGAAGCUGCCCGAGGAACAUGUGUUCACCGUAGCUAACGGUGCGCAGUUGAGGAUAGUUCGAGUGGUGAAGGGGCUCACAAUGUGGUGUGGGACGGCCCGCCUAGCUGGCGACUUCUUAGUAGGGCCGGUGCCGUAUGAUCUAGUGGUGGGGCUUGAUUGGUUGACGGAGCAUAGGGUAGCGUGGUAUUUCCAGUCAGACAAGCUUCGUACGUAUGUGGAUGGACAGUGGUGCGAUUUACCGGUGGUCCGUGCCACCGAGCCAACACAACGGGAUGGCCGUACGUUAGGGUCGCGUCAGCGGACCCCCGCCGAGCAGGCGUACGACAUACUGGCUAAACAGGUGGCAGACAUGACUAGGGAGGAAGCUACGGCUCUCCUAAGCCCACCCACUAAGAGGUAUAAGCCACCCCCAAGGGGCAAACGGAGAGCAGUGGUCGCUGCCCUGUUACAACAGGCUUCGGAGAGUGCGGCUUGCAUACAUCACCCACUUCAAGGGCUCAGCGUCAUACUAACGCUUCCCGUGAUGGAGUCGGAUGUGGCUUUGCGUCUAGCGGAGGAGUGGCAAGGGGCUUUAUGUUGUGCCUUGGUCGAAGCCUCCCCUUCCAACCCCCACCAACAGUGUCUUAAGGCAAUGCCCGUUUCCGCGUUCCCCGACGACGAGGAAACAUCCCCUUGGCCAACGGCUAAGCUAGAGUACUCGAAAUUCGAUACGUGGUUAACCUCCGAAGAGGCGCAGGAGACUCCCCGAGUGAUACUGGAUGUAUUGUGUGCCCACCGUGCGGUCUUUCCGGAUAAACUUCCUACAGGGUUGCCACCGAAGCGCCCCCACGAUCACCGUAUUCUUCUUGUGCCAGGGAAGCUCCCUACGAAAUCGGCGAUCUAUCGCAUGACCCCCGAACAACUUCUAUUUCACAAGCAGGAGAUCGCUAAGCUGUCCGCUAAUGGGUGGAUAGGCCCCACCUACUCCCCGAUCUGCGCACCUACACUUAUGGUGGAUAAGCGAAGCGACGAGACAGGCGAGC